Molecule: messenger RNA, 1281 nt
Organism: Venturia canescens
Lineage: Eukaryota; Metazoa; Arthropoda; Insecta; Hymenoptera; Ichneumonidae
Product: odorant receptor 45b-like
Exons: 3
Coding region: 1-1281 (426 amino acids)
Biological process (GO): detection of chemical stimulus involved in sensory perception of smell; sensory perception of smell
Cellular component (GO): plasma membrane
Molecular function (GO): odorant binding; olfactory receptor activity
Source: RefSeq, a predicted model, not a curated record
AUGGCAAGUAGAGCUUCAGCAAAAGUAAGCCUUUGGAAUUCCGACACCGUAUACGAGCUCGGACUCUGUAGAGCGUUGGAACAUACUCUUGGCAUUUGGCCGACCAGUUGUCAAGAUAUUUUCUCAAAAGUACGGCUUUCCAUCGUGGCAUUUUUGGAAAUAUCGAUGGCGAUGAAUCUGCUUCGUGAGAUUUUGACGGGCUGCGUGAUCGUCGACGAAAUGCUAAAUUUUUUGGCUCUUGCCGCAUAUGCGAUAAUGGCGUUGCUCAAGGUUGGGGUACUGCGAAUUAAUCGAACGAAAAUGGAGCUGCUAAUUAAAUCAGCAGUCGACGACUGGUCGACGAUCGAAGAUUCGAGCACGAGAGAAACGAUGAGAAAAUAUGCUCGAACUGGAAGAUUCGUUUUCAUAUUUCAAUCGGUAUCAGGUUUCUUGUCAUGCGUCCUCAUAGUGUGGCCGUCGUUUGGACCUUUCGUAGCAACGCUCAAGAGCCCUGAAAAUCGUUUCGAACGUUCCAGCGCCGCAAGCUUUCACAAUUACUCUAAUUUUUCGUCGCCUCUGCUGCACGAAGAAAAAGAUAUAGUUUUGCCGUGGAGCCUCCCAAUGGGGACUAGCUGCUUCACUUACGAUAUUCCCUUAAUAUUUUACGCCCUUUUUUACACCCUUCAAACGAUUCAACUUUUUUCUACGUGUGCCGGUAACGUUGGCACGGACAUCUACUUUUUUUCUAUCAGCAUGCACGUUUGUGGACAGUUCGAGUUACUCAAAAUGAGAUUUGAAAAUUUCGGCGAAAUUCCUGACUUCUGUGUCUGCCAUGAGCAGGUACGCGCACUCGUGAGGAGACACAAUCAUCUCAUGGAGCUUUCCAACAACUUUGAAGACAGUUUCAACCUCCUCAUACUCGCUCAGCUCUUGACCAAUGCGCUCAUUAUGAGCCUCUUGGGAAUUCAACUUAUAAUGAGCAUAGAGACAGGGGACGGUACAACUGCGAUUUUAGCUUUAAUAUCUUUCUACAUUCUCAGCCUGCAAUUGUUUUUGUACAGUUACGCCGGGGAUUAUUUGAUGAGCCAAAUUGAAAAAAUUCGUUUCGCUGCUUACUGCGGUCCUUGGUACGAUUUAUCCCCGACGAUCGUCAAAGAUCUGAUGUUCGUUAUGUGCAGAAGUAAUCGCACUUUCAAUCUGACAGCGGGCAAAGUCGUUUGCAUGAAUAUGGACAAUUUUAAAAAUAUUUUCAAAACCAUGGCCUCGUACUUUUCUGUCCUGAAAAUUAUGUUUGACGUCUAA